UGAUAAUGAAGAGUUUUCCCCCAAAAAGUUCAAGGCUGAAUUUAGCAUAAAGACCAUACUUGAAAGCUCAAGUCUUGGAGAAGAAAUUUUAAUGGAAUUGAAAAGUGAAAAACUUUCCCGCAAAAACAGAUUAAAAAUGGUCCAGAUUUUGGUUGCUGAGAUUAUAACAAAAUUUGGGGACAGACCAAAGGCAGAUGUGAAAAUUUCAAUGGCAAAAGCUGUUGUGAAUGAGUUUCCUUUCCUCAAAGAUGAGGAAGGUGAAGGCUUUGAAGCAUGGUACACCCCUGGUAGAGGAAUCCAUUCAGCAACUGGUUGGUUGGAGGAAAAAUUGAGAAAUGUUAGACGAAGAACUAACAAAGAAAAGACAACAUCAAUAUGUUCAUCAAACAUAUUGUCAGCGCCACAUUCAAACCUGGUACAAAUUGCUUCUUUGCCUGCAGAAAGCAAUAUUAGCAUUGAUGAAUAUGAAGGAAUGGUAGAGUGGCUGAAAUAUCACAUUGAGCCAUUGAACAAAAUAAAAGACUUUUUGAAAAAAACUGCAAUUAAAAGAGCUUCAUGGAUUCGAGAACAUUCAGAACUAUCAGUGUCUGACAUAGUGAAAGAGCAUCCCAGGUUAUUCGAUACAGCGGGAAUGAUUGAGCAGGACUUCAGUAUUGUUGUUCCUGAAUCAGUGGCAGAUAUCUUCCUCAAAUGGACUCCGUCAUUUGCCGAGAAAGUUCUCAAUUAUGCUUCAGACCAAACCAAUUGGCGACGAUAUCUAAGCAUUGAUGAGAGACAGCUUAACACUGAUGCAGUGGCAAAGCAGAAUGCUGCCAUAAUGGUGCUUCCGAUUAUUUUACCAGCUGGACGGACGGGAAAAAAACGAUGUAGCAUAGACGACGCUCUUAAAGCAUUUAUUGAUGUCAAGCCAAUUGGAACAAAUAUGCCAAAGUAUUUGGAGGAAGAAUCUAAACAUGACCCCCAUAUUCUUGUAACUGGAAAUUGUUGCCAACCACACCAGGUUUUUGUUGUGUCAAGUGGAAAUGUAUUGGAGAAAAAAAACAUGCUGGAGGCUAUUGAUACCUGUUUCAAGUUAUUUUACAUUUUGGAUAUCAAUUAUCCAUGGGAAUGUAAAACUACAUGGGAGUUUAUCCAAAAAACAAUAUAUUGUCUAGAAGACAAAGUGCCUCACAAGACAACUCCUGCUGUGAUCUCAAUGAGAGCUGCCUUGAAGACCAAUUCUGCAGGCAAUGGAUCACUAGCAUAA
Dendronephthya gigantea is the source of this 1246-nucleotide messenger RNA. RefSeq lists its product as uncharacterized. Lineage: Eukaryota; Metazoa; Cnidaria; Anthozoa; Malacalcyonacea; Nephtheidae. The transcript has 8 exons. The record is from RefSeq and is a predicted model, not a curated record. The coding region runs from base 92 to 1246 and encodes 384 amino acids.